AUUUUGGGGGGGAGCAAGCGAGAGCGGCGGCAGAGGAGGAGGAGGAGGAGGAGGAGGAGGAGGAGGAGGAGGAGGAAGGCUCGGCCGCCGCCGUGCCCUGCCCUGCCCCGCCGCCGCCCGCGGGGGAGGCACGGACCCCCCGGCGCUCUCGGCCGCGGCUGGAGCCGGCCCGGCGGGGAGUCCCGGGGAGCCAGCGGCCGCGGGCGCGGAGCGAGCCUCAGAUGCGUCUGUCACACAACCCCGGCCGAGCUAUUUAAAGUAACGGGCCUCGCCGGACUUUUGUCUCUGCCUAUUUAUGAGUCCCCGGGAGCUGGCAGGCGCCGCCGGGCAGCGCUAGGAGCCGAGCCCGCAGCGCCGAGCCGGGGCCGGCGGGGGCCCGCCCGGAGCAUGACGGCGAUCCGGGCGCUCCUGCUCUGCUCCUGCCUGGGGCUGCUGCUGCGCCCGGGGGGCGGGCAGCCCUUCCUGCGGCUGAGACCCUCGCCCAGCGACAACCUGCCCGUCAAAGACAUCGUGGAGCACCCGGAUCCCGAGUACGACCCCAAGGAGCAGGACCUGGACGAGAGGACUCUGAGGAAGAAGCUGGGCAGCCAUUUCGACCCCGGUUUCAUGGCCGUGGCCGUGCCGGGGCCGGCCAACGCCUCGGGCGCCGAGGCGGCGGCGGGGCGGGGGCGGGCGGCGCUGCCCGCCGAGCUGCGGCGGCUGGAGCUGGGCCCCCCCCAGGGACCGCGCCUGAGGGUGGGCAAGAAGGCGCGGAGGAAGGUGCUGCAGUGGCUCUGGGCGUACACCUACUGCCCCGUCCUCUACACCUGGAAGGACCUGGGCGUCCGCUUCUGGCCCCGCUACAUCAAGGAGGGCAACUGCCUGGCCGAGAAGUCCUGCUCGCUGCCCGAGGGCAUGUUCUGCAAGCCCGUCAAGUCGGUCACCAAGACCUUCCUGCGCUGGCACUGCCAGGGCUGGUCCAGCCAGAAGUACUGCACCUGGAUCCCCGUGCAGUACCCGCUCAUCUCCGAGUGCAAGUGCUCCUGCUAACGCCCCGGCCUUGCGCUGCCGCCGCCUCGCCUUUGGAGCAUUUCGGGGGGUUGGGGGGUUAUUUUUCCACGUCCCCACCCCCCCCCACCCCCCAGCGCGGGGUUUGGGGGGGGGGGGGGGGAGGAACCGGGAUUUAUUUUUAUCUUUUGUUUUGUUUUUUGGUUUUUGGUUUUUUUUUUUUUUGGACUUAUUUUAAUGUUAUUUUAUUUGAGAGGGGAAAAGCGAACCCAGGAACUGCAGGGCAGGCCAAAGGCACAGUAAAGCACUACAAUCAGAUGUCUAUUUUUAUACGUAUAUAGCCUUCUAACAAAAGGAAAAUAAAAAACUAAAAAAGAAAAAAAAAGAAAAAAAAAAGAAAAAAUUACCAGCAGUGUAAAUAGAGAGAUUUUAAAGGAAAGGGGGGAAAUUGCAGCUGUUUUUUUUAUUAUUAUUAUAAUUAUUAUUGUUAUUAUUAUUAUUUUAAAGACAUAGGACCACAUUUUAAAACCAUCCCCACAGAACCUGAGCACUUCCCUGCUGAAGGGAAGGGCAGAAAUUUCCCGUACAGAUGAUUUUAUCAAAAGGAGAAGGGGAGGGGGGCGGGUAAAAAAAAAAAAAAAAAAAAGAAAGGAGAAGAAAGAACGGCAGCAUCCCCGAAGAUGGUUGUUUCUCUGUGCUGUAUUUUUUUUUUGUCUUCUUCAGACCUUGUCACUGAUGUUUGAACUAAUUUGCCAAGCUCUCUAGGGUUUGUUUUUUUUUUAAAGUGUAUAACAAUUAAUUAAGGAGGAAAUUUUAAUGAAAAGUACAAAUCUAUGAAAGAGUGGAAUCGUUUUGUUGUGUGGGAAUACAUAUAGUCAUGUAGAGAUGUUAAAGGAAAUUUUCUGUGUACAGUUUAUUUAUUUUUAACGUUUGUGUAUAGGAAAAAAAGCUAGAGAUUAUGCCAGAAA
Molecule: messenger RNA, 1955 nt
Organism: Chroicocephalus ridibundus (black-headed gull)
Lineage: Eukaryota; Metazoa; Chordata; Aves; Charadriiformes; Laridae
Product: noggin-2-like
Exons: 1
Coding region: 388-1029 (213 amino acids)
Biological process (GO): osteoblast differentiation; negative regulation of cell differentiation; negative regulation of BMP signaling pathway
Source: RefSeq, a predicted model, not a curated record